AUGGACGGAGUCUCGCUGUUCGAUCACACGUCCGGCGCCUCUGUUGCACCUGCUGCCGAAGCUGACAGUACAGUUCGCUUGCAAUGGACUACUCGUGACGCUGUUGCUCGCCUAGCUGUUCGUAGUCACCUGCCGUCUGCUGAGCGCGCGCACUUUGGCGAGUACAAGACUGCUAAGUCCCUGUCUGGUGCCGUUGUCGCACGCUACUCCUCCCUUGCCUCUGCUGCCCUCUGCCGCCUCAUGCUGCCGUACUUGUUCCCUGACCUAGCCGCGUUUGCCACUGUCGCUGACCUCAUCACCCACAUCCGCACUACUCACACCCGCUACAGCGCUGCGCUUCCCUUCGAGUUUUGCGCCAAGAACCCCCUCCCCCCCCUCUCCAUGUACAUCACCCUCUUCUACCUAGUCACCCGUCUCCCUUACUCUCUCCGCUUAGUCAGGGACCACUUUCUCUCCCUUUGCCCCACUGAGUUCACCGUCGACCUGCUCAAGGAGCGCCUCCUUGCAGCUGAGACUAGCAUAGUCACUAUAGGAGCAUCUCGCGGCAAACCUUGCGCCCCUUUCUGUGAGGGGUGCCCCCCCGUCCCCCUUUUGCCCCCUGUUGCUUCUGCUGCUGCUGUCGACCUCGUUGGCACCGAGGCCGUCGGGGCUACGUCUGCUCCUAGUGGGAGGUAG
Molecule: messenger RNA, 675 nt
Organism: Closterium sp. NIES-65
Lineage: Eukaryota; Viridiplantae; Streptophyta; Zygnematophyceae; Desmidiales; Closteriaceae
Source: the annotation of a GenBank genome assembly